AUGAACUUCGAAUCUCCAGUUAUCUCAGCAGUGGUAGAAGGAAAUUGGUUUCUUCCUCCGGUAAGAUCUGAAGAGGCUACUUUGCAGAUCGUGCUCUCAACCAUGGCCCCACCUCACUCAGAUCGGGGCUCAGACAAGUAUCUUUGGCGUAAUGGGGUUGACCAUUUCGUUCCAAAAUUUUCCUCUAAAGCAACUUGGCCCCGUAUCAGAGAGAUAACACCUGAGGUUCCUUGGUUUGACCUGAUACGGUUUAAAGAAGAGAUACCAAGAUGCUCCUUUGUGUCUUGGAUGGCUAUACUCUCCAGGAUCCCUACUAAAGAUAGAUUGUCCUCGUGGGCCAUGGAUGUCCCUACGCUUUGCGUUCUGUGCUCUUCGGGCCAUGAAUCCCAUCAGCACUUGUUCUUUUUGUGCCCAUUUGUCUAUGCUGUCUGGUUUCACUUCUCCAGAAGCGUUUGGCAAGCUGCUCCGUCUUCUAUGCUCGAUGUGGCAGAUAUUGUUGCUGUCUCUGCUCGAUUUCGGGUGGGGUUAUGGUUUAUUUCAUCUGGUGCGAAAGGAAUUUUCGCAUUUUCAAGCAGGUGGCAACUUUUGAAGCAGGGGUUGAUCACGCUUGUUGAUUGGCUGAUCCGGGAUCGGCUCCUUUCCAUCCCUCCUUCCAGACCAGAGUCUCCGUUUCUGCUCCAGCUGUUCUUCUCCCUUACCUUUUGGCCUCCUUAG
This is a messenger RNA of Brassica napus (rape), 714 nucleotides long. RefSeq lists its product as uncharacterized. The transcript has a single exon. Bases 1 to 714 code for a protein of 237 amino acids. NCBI's taxonomy places the organism in Eukaryota, Viridiplantae, Streptophyta, Magnoliopsida, Brassicales, Brassicaceae. The record is from RefSeq and is a predicted model, not a curated record.